AUGGCCGGUGCAUUACCAAAAGGAUGGGAACAACGGUUCGAUACGCAAACAAAACAAUCUUAUUUUGUUAACAUAAACACAAACGAGAAAACAACCCAUGACCCCCGUUUGCCACUGUAUCCGACUCCAAAACCACGAAAUCAUUACUCUCUACCAACACCGGGUCAUAAUCCCGUACUUUCCCAGCAAACAUCGCAACCGUAUCAUGCAAAUUCACUUCCGAACCAUUCUCAUGCUGCAAACCGUUCAACUCCAGCAGCCUCUUAUUUGGGUAAUGCUAAUUUAUCUCCUCAAUCAUCUCCUCAACAAACAGAAAGUAUAAUUUCGGCACCUCAACAUUGCGCUUCGGGUUCUUCUCUCUUAGAACAACCAUAUUCCCCUUCUCAAAAAAAAAAUAAUAAUAUAGUUGCUCCACAUACGCCAGUGACCCAUCGUGCUAAUGAUGUUUACACGCAACAAACUGUAAAGCAUCAACCGCAAACUGUUCAAACCAUCGGUGGGCAAACACCAAAUGUUGUAUAUGUUCAACCUCAACAGCCCGCACAAAAGGUAUAUGUUCCGCAAGGAGGAAAUCAAGUAGCAUAUAGUAUAUUGUCAAACCAACAACAACCUGCACAAAAGGUAUAUGUUCCGCAAGGAGGAAAUCAAGCAGCAUAUAGUGUUUUAUCAAAUCAACAACAGCAACCUACACAAAAGGUUUAUGUUCAACAAGGAGGAAAUCAAGUAGCAUAUAGUGUUUUAUCAAAUCAACAACAGCAACCUACACAAAAGGUUUAUGUUCAACAAGGAGGAAAUCAGGUAGCAUAUACUGUAGCAUCAAAUCAGCAUCAGCAACCUACGCAAAGGGUUUAUGUUCAACAAGGAGGAAAUCAAGUAGCUUACAGCGUAGCAUCAAAUAAUCAGCAACAACCUACGCAAAAGGUUUAUGUUCAACAAGGAGGAAAUCAAGUAGCAUAUACUGUAGCAUCAAAUCAGCAUCAGCAACCUACGCAAACGGGUUAUGUUCAACAAGGAGGAAAUCAAGUAGCAUAUACUGUAGCAUCAAAUCAGCAUCAGCAACCUACACAAAAGGUUUACGUUCAACAAGGAGGAAAUCAAGUGUUAUAUAGUGUAGCAUCAAAUCAUCAGCAACAACCUACUCAAAAGGUUUAUGUUCAACAAGGAGGAAAUCAAGUAGCAUAUAAUGUAGUAUCAAAUCAACAACAGCAACCUACGCAAAUGGGUUAUGUCCAACAACAAGUAGGAAACCAGGUAGCAUAUAAUGUAGUAACAAAUAAGCAAAUUAACUCUUAUCCCACAAUGAAUGCAUCAACAGUUGUUGGGUAUAAAGCUUAUACUGCUGCAGCAACCAACAUGGCCACUCCUACUGUCGUUUCUCAAAAUCCACAAAAUGCAUCGGUCUUAACAGGACAACAACAUAACGCUACAACACAGCAAACGGUUACCAUGUCUCAACCUACAGGAGUAAAUGUACAGGGACAGCAAGUUAAUUUGUAUGCUAAUCAACAAACAAUCGGACAAAAUAAUGUUAAUUCAUUAAAUAAUAUCGCUAAUCAAAGUUGUGAAGCGAUGUUUGAUGUUGGAAGAAAGGUGUUCGAUCCAAAGACCUAUUCAAAUUUAUUCUCGUCAAAUCAAUACAACCAAAAUGUAGUAAUUGUUGGUAACAAUGCGACUAAUCAACCUCAACAAAUUUCAAUUCAACAAGGAAGUCAGGCAAAUGCUGUCCAAUUGCAACAAUUAAAUAACACACUUCAAAACAAUCAAAAACUAUUGCAGCAACAAUUAAGACCAGCAGGUAAUCAAAUGCUACAUCAAAGGCCUACCGGUUCAACGCACCCUUUCUCUGGAGCAAUUCGUCCACCACGCACUCAAAAACCUCCACAACAAGUAAAUACUUCUAACGCACCGCAUGCCCACGGUAAAAUACCAGGUAAACUUGGAAACUUUGGAAAACUUGGAAAGCUUGGGAAACCAUAUAAGCCAACCAAUAAUCCUAAUAAGCCAGCAAAUAAUUCUAAUAAGCCGGCAAAACAAAAUAAUCAAACUCAACAGCAGACACAAGAUUUUGCGCAAGAUGCAACUCAGCAACAGGAAGUUCAAGCUGCCGAACAAAAUGAGCAAGCUGGACAAAAUGAAGGCGAACAAGUGGAGGAUUAUUAUAAUGAAGGAACUUAUGAACAAAAUUAUGAAAAUUAUCAAGGAUUUGAAGAUGAUACUUAUUAUCAGGAAUAUUGUUACAAUGACACUACAUAUGAAGAAGAUUGCUAUAAUAAUGGUGCUACAUAUGAGGAGAAUUAUGAAAAUACUGCUUAUGGUGGUGAAUAUGAUGCGGGUGUUACAAGUGAAUUUAAUGAAGGAUUCGAUAUAAAUUCAAUAACAGAAGGUGGGGAAGGUGGUGGAGGUGGUGGUGGUGGCUUUGAAAUGGGUUCGAUUUUAGGAGAUGGUGGUUGCUUUGAUAUGAGUUCCUUAACUGAGAGUAUUGAUUUUUAA
Messenger RNA from Funneliformis caledonium, 2490 nucleotides. NCBI's taxonomy places the organism in Eukaryota, Fungi, Glomeromycota, Glomeromycetes, Glomerales, Glomeraceae. The record is from the annotation of a GenBank genome assembly.